AUGCCUCCAGGUCCUAGUGGCCAUCCUGUAGUUGGCAACCUACUACAAUGGCUUCAGGCACGUAAUGGUGGGACGAUGGUGCCAUGGCUCGUAGAACAAGCGCGGUAUGGCGAAAUGACGACAUUGAGUAUGGGGACGAAAACAUGGGUUCUUCUCAAUAACAGCCGGGUGGCCCAUGAGAUCCUCUCUAAAAGAGCUGGCAUCACACAUGAAAGACCGUACUUUCCAAUCGCUGGAGGGCUUGUCAGCCGUGAUAAGAGACUUUUUCUGCAAAAGACCGAUGACUGGAAGGAGGGGCGUCGUCUGCUUCACCAGUUAAUUAUGGGCUCAGACUCGAGGAACCACGGACAUCUGGCUGAGGUUGCGAGUCUGGGGCUGCUCCAAGCCUACUUGGAUGAGCCCAGAGCAUGGCACACCCACCACUAUCGCUAUGCGGUCUCUAUCAUGUACAAGAUUGUGACCAAUACGUCCUUACAACGGACUACAGCCGAGCUGGAGGAUUUGCGACAAGUUACUUCAACGUUUUUAACUUCCAUCAACAGUAGCCUGAUUGAAUUCUUCCCCCAGCUAAGCUGUCUACCCGAAACGCUCCAAUUCUGGCGCCCACAUUGGGAAGAGAUGGGCACAUUCCAUUACAACGUCUUCAAACAUUGGUGGGCCGGGAUGAAACCGUUAGCUGAUCCCAGUGCUAAGCCAUCAUUUGUCCGCGAUGCUGUCCUUAACACGUACUCCGGUACUGAAGAAGAGGCAAUGUAUCUGACAAUGUUGGCCAUUGUUGCCGGAGCGGAUAAUCCACGAAUGGCAAUGAAUACAUGGACUAUGGCCUGUCUUGCAUAUCCGGCUGUCAUGCAAUACGCGCGCGACGAGCUUGACCGUGUCUGCGGUGUUAAUGCCGAUCGCCUGCCAGGUCUGGACGAUCUGCCUAGACUCCCUUACAUGUGCGCUGUGGUCAAGGAGGUUUUAAGAUGGAGACCCAUCGUGCCUCUUGUCCCGCAGCGUGUUCUCACUGAGGAUCUAGAGUUUGAAGGAUAUAGAUUUCCUGCAGGUACCGAGUUUCUCCUCAAUUCUAUACCCGUCUGUAGCAAUGGCUAUGAGCGACCGGCCGAGUUCUGGCCGGAGCGCUGGUUGGAAAACAACGCGCCUGGAGGUGGUAUUGAGCAGGGUCUCUGGCAGUUUGCAUUCAGCGCAGGACGGAGGUCAUGCGUGGGCUACAAACUGGCUCAGAAGGAAUUAUUUGUGGCCUUGUCACGAUUGCUCUACUGCUUCGAUUAUUCUCCCGCCGGUGAGCUUGACGACGAGAAACUAGGGCAUUUUGGCUCGGGCGAACCGUUUCCAGUCAGGGUUACCAUACGGUCUCCAGCACACGAACGCCUGGUUCGUCAAGAAGUGAAAAAAGAACAUGAGAAUCAUCUUGUGUGA
Molecule: messenger RNA, 1419 nt
Organism: Aspergillus pseudonomiae
Lineage: Eukaryota; Fungi; Ascomycota; Eurotiomycetes; Eurotiales; Aspergillaceae
Product: cytochrome P450
Exons: 2
Coding region: 1-1419 (472 amino acids)
Molecular function (GO): iron ion binding; heme binding; oxidoreductase activity, acting on paired donors, with incorporation or reduction of molecular oxygen
Source: RefSeq, a predicted model, not a curated record